Phaedon cochleariae (mustard beetle) is the source of this 1590-nucleotide messenger RNA. The record is from the annotation of a GenBank genome assembly. NCBI's taxonomy places the organism in Eukaryota, Metazoa, Arthropoda, Insecta, Coleoptera, Chrysomelidae.
AUUGAUCAGUUUGUUUUAUCGCGGCAUCAAGAUGUUGACAGAAAUCGCGAUAUUGUUUGCUAGUGUGGGCAUAGUAGCCGUUUUAUUCGUGAAGUACAAAUACGGAUACUGGAAGAGAAGAAAUGUUCCUUAUUUGGAACCAACGUUUCCUACUGGCAAUAACACGAGCUUCUUUCCGAGAGGAAUAGCAAUUGGAAAAGUAUCUCUUGAUUUCUAUAAUACAUUCAAAGCAAGAGGGGUAAAAAUGGGUGGAGUUUUUUUGGGAACAGAUCCAAAUUUGGUACUUUUGGAUCCUGAAGAUGUAAGAACCGUUUUGAUCAAGGACUUCAAUAGUUUUGUGGACCGUGGUAUCUACAUGACCGAUAAAGCUCCUAUUACUGUAAAUAUGGUUUCUCAGCGAGGUCCAGAAUGGAGGAAUGCUAGGGUCAAAUACACCAGCGUCUUCACAUCUGCAAAAAUGAAAAUAAUGUACGAUACCAUGAAAGAAUGCAUUACAAAUAUGUUACCCUGGUUGGACGACGGCGCAGAAAGAAAUCUUGAUGUUGAUGUUUUGGACACCAUAGCACGUUUCACUACUGAUUCAGUUGGUGCGACGAUCUUAGGUGUGGAAUGCAAUUGUUUCAAAGAUCCAGAUGCGGAAUUCCGGAGACUCGGAAGACAUAUUUUCGAACAGUUCACUAUUGCAGACAGAAUCCGUUUAUUCAUGACUAUAUAUGUCCCGAAAUUGUCAGAAACAUUGGGAAUUUCCAAUAUACAACCGGAGGUAACGGAGAAAUUCAGUAAAAUCAUCACAGAUGCGGUGGAGUACAGAGAAAAAAAUAAUGUGAAGAGGAAAGACUUUUUAGAUAUGUUGAUUCAACUGAAAAAUUCUGGAAUACAAAUGCCUAUGGACGAAAUAAUCGGCCAGACAUUCAUAUUUUUCACUGCUGGAUACGAAACCUCUGCUACCACCACAACGAUGACAUUGUUUGAGCUGGCUGAGAAUCAACAGGCUCAGGAUAGACUGAGAGAAGAAGUCAUAAGGACCUUCGAGGAAAAUAACAAUGAUCUGCCGUAUGAAUCGAUCAUGGGAAUGAAAUACCUUGGUCAAGCAGUCGAUGAAACUCUAAGGAAAUAUCCUCCAAUACAAACCUUCCCAAGGACAUGCGUGCAGGACUACAAAUUUCCAGGAAAAGACUUGACCAUUGAAAAAGGAACAAAAGUGCUCAUCCCAGUUCUGGGACUGCACCGGGAUCCAGACUAUUUUCCAGACCCGGAGAAAUGGAAUCCAGACCGGUUCGAGGACAGAAAUGAAAAAUCUCCCGCGUAUUACCCGUUCGGAGGUGGACCUAGAAAUUGUAUUGGUUCGCGUUUUGCCUUGAUGCAGAUUAAAUUAGCUUUGGCAACCAUCUUGAGGAGAUACAAAGUAUUUCCAAGUCCAGCUACAAAACAACCACUGGAGCUCGAUCCAGGUACCUUUAUUAUCACUAUAAAACAACGUGUAUAUUUGAAAUUCCAAAAAAUUCAAUAAUAUUCUAACUUUUCGAGAUGAAAACAAACACACAUACUUUGUUAUUAUUAGAGAUAUUGAAAACAAAUAAAUAUUUUUGU